Molecule: messenger RNA, 501 nt
Organism: Blepharisma stoltei
Lineage: Eukaryota; Ciliophora; Heterotrichea; Heterotrichida; Blepharismidae
Source: the annotation of a GenBank genome assembly
AUGUCAAUCAGCGAUCAAUCAACAGACAGAAGCAGCGACUGUGUUGAGCUCGUAGGCUCAAGAUGCCUAACCUAUUCUUUUAUUCUUGGCAGAGAUGACUCAUUAGUCUCAGAAAUGAUGAGUUCUGACUCUGAAAUGGAGGUUUUCAAAAAAGACUUUUUGGACCAUUUUCCAGAAUCCCGCAUGGCAAAUGUGACUUUCUUUUCUAUGGUUCCGACCUUGUCUGACGGAGAAGAACUUAAGCCUUUAUAUUGUUUCCAAACCCCAACUGCAAUAUAUGUAAGAGCAGGCUCAAAAGUCCCAAAAUCCACAUUUGACCAACUGUUAGACUUGGCGACCCAAAGUGGCCUGGAGACUAUUUAUAUCGCAGUUUAUAAAGAGCUUGAGACCUUUAUGAAGACUGUAAAAAUGCUUAUGUACAUGGGAUUCAGACAGUUAGACUUAGAAACCCAGAAGAAGCUGUGCAACACGUCAGCAUUAUUAUUAGCUCUCACUGUGUAG